Molecule: messenger RNA, 8774 nt
Organism: Ahaetulla prasina
Lineage: Eukaryota; Metazoa; Chordata; Lepidosauria; Squamata; Colubridae
Gene: NEURL1B
Product: neuralized E3 ubiquitin protein ligase 1B
Exons: 5
Coding region: 247-1917 (556 amino acids)
Biological process (GO): ubiquitin-dependent endocytosis
Cellular component (GO): early endosome
Molecular function (GO): ubiquitin protein ligase activity
Source: RefSeq, a predicted model, not a curated record
AGCCAACCCUUCAGAGGAGGCGGCCCCGGCCACGGGGGAGCUGCUGGCUGCCGGGGCUGCAUUCAGUGCCGCUCCGGGUUCUGGACAGGGAAACACCGAGCGAAGGAGCAGCCCAGCCGGGAACCGCCGGUGGCCCACUCCGUCCCUGGGGCCGUCAAUGGCCCUGAUUCAGAGCGCGGUGCAGCUCCGACCACGUCGUACUCGGCAGCCUCCCUCUGAGCGGCGUGAGUGAAUGAGGAGGGAGCGAUGGGCAACACAGCGCACAAGAGCUUGGCAGAUACCAGUCAUCAAGCUCGUCCCGUAUCCCACAGGCCUUAUUACACCUUGCCCAACGGUAACCAUGAGAGACGAUCUGUCCUCACCAUUACUGAGCCUCCACGAUUCCACUUCCAGGCCAAAGGAAAAAACAUCCGCCUGGAUACCCAUUCUCGGAAGGCCAUCCGAAGGAACAGUUUCUGCAAUGGCAUCACUUUCACUAACCGUCCUAUUCACCUCUAUGAGAAAGUGCGCCUGAAGCUGGUAUCUGUGCACCAUGGCUGGAGUGGGGCGUUGCGUUUUGGCUUCACAAUUCACGAUCCAUCACAGAUGAAUGCCGGUGACAUUCCAAAAUAUGCCUGUCCAGAUCUGGUGACCAGACCAGGCUUCUGGGCUAAAGCUCUGCCAGAGAGGUUUGCACUAAGAGACAAUGUCCUGGCAUUCUGGGUUGAUCGCCAAGGGAGAGUUUUCUAUAGCAUUAACGAUGAAGAGCCAAUUCUGUUUCACUGUGGCGUCAAAGUCUCUGGUCCUCUCUGGGCACUGAUAGAUGUCUAUGGAAUCACUCAUGAAGUGCAAAUACUAGAUAGCAUGUUUGCUGAGACCAUGACCUCCACCCGUCUGAGCAACGCACGACUCAGCACUUGCCUUCCUCAAAGCAACCACGAUUCGGCCAAUUUUAACAACAAUGAGCUGGAGAACAAUCAAGUGGUUGCCAAAAUUGCAAAUCUGAAUUUGAGCCGUAUGCCUGGGCUGCCCACAGAUAAUCAUACAAUCCCCUGCUGCCCAAGCAGGAGGCAGCUUGGGCAAAUUGUGCCUGCUUUUCUAGACACAGAUCUUCAUUUCCACCCUACUCAUGGGCCUGAUAUUAACUUUUCUCAGGAUCGUAUGUCUGCCUGCACCAACUGGCAGGAAAGCAACAGGACCUUGGUGUUUUCUGACCGACCUUUGCACAUCGGUGAAAGCUUGUUUGUGGAAGUGGGACACCUGGGUUUGCCAUAUUAUGGGGCCCUCACGUUUGGUAUCACUUCCUGUGAUCCUGGUACUUUACGGACAAAUGAGCUCCCAGCAGACCCAGAUUUUCUUCUGGAUCGCAAGGAGUACUGGGUGGUUUGCCGAGGUUUCCCUGUCCUCAACAGUGGUGACAUCCUCAACUUCGUGCUUUUGCCAAAUGGAGAAGUGCAUCAUGGAAUCAAUGGGAUGAGCCGUGGGAUGCUGAUGUGUGUUGAUACCUCACAAUCGCUGUGGGUUUUCUUCUCAGUCCAUGGUGUAAUCAAUCAGCUAAAAAUAUUAGGCACAGUACAAUCCAGCCCUGUGACCAUCUCCCCCUCAGGAUCCCCUGGAGGCUCACAAUAUGACAGCGAUUCGGAUAUGGCGUUCAGCGUGAACCGGUCUUCAUCAGCUUCUGAGUCGUCCCUUGUGACUGCUCCAAGUUCUCCUCUGAGUCCUCCAGUGUCUCCUGUGUUCUCACCUCCAGAGCCCUCAAGCAGCAAGAAUGGGGAAUGCACAGUUUGCUUUGACAACGAGGUGGAUGUGGUGAUCUAUACCUGUGGACACAUGUGCCUGUGCAACACCUGUGGUCUUAAACUGAAGAAACAGCUCAAUGCCUGCUGUCCAAUCUGCCGACGGGUCAUUAAAGACAUUAUCAAAAUCUACCGUCCUUAACCUCACCUCAGCCCACCCCUCAGGGCGUGAUUAAUGAGGAGCAGGAUGAAGAAUGUUAUUAGCGAUUGCCACACCUUACUGUCCCUGCUUUAUGGGUAUUGUGCUGGUCAGUGGUUGCUGAGUGACUCUUGUCUGUAUUUCCAUGUUUUGACCAGUAGAAACAAAUCAGGGAAAAUUAAGUGAACUGGGAAACACUCUGUCUUUGUAAGAGGCUGAAAGUAUACAGCUGCAGAGUGGGAAGAGUUUUGGAAAGAUGCUGCUCCGAUGGAUAAGGGUGGGGCCCCAGGGAAGAGGAGUCCUAAUACAAUUGCCGUGUUGAUUCCUAAAGAAAACCAAAAAGAUCUUGUGCAUUGUUUUCACUCAAAUAUGCAGCUGACCUAUCUUGAGGGGGAUAAAUGAGAAGUCACUAGACCAGUUAAACAUUUGGGAUUCUUUCCUGAUAUGUCUAGAAAUGCUAAAAAUUUGUUUGAUUUGUAAGCCAGUUCAAAUAGAGAAAAUGAGAGUAAAUUUUCAUUUAUUCUUACUGUGGAUUGCAGGAGUAACAGGUCACGAAUGUUCUGUUACCUAGUUUGCUAAUUUCAAAGUAUUUUUCAUAUUAUUCAUAAGUCAAGAUCAUGAAUAGAGAUGAUCUAAUUAAUCAAUUACUCCCAAUCAAAUGUGUAAGAGCAGUGAUAUUUUCAUAAAUCUAAAUUUAUUAGAUUUUAUUUUUGGUUUACAACAUGGACUACUCGGUUUUUUCUCCCAAAUAUAAGAAGUUGCGGCUCAGUUUAUGAAAUCAAGAACAAGGCAUCUUGGGAGAGUCUGGCACACACAGAGAGCUAUAAAGAUUCCCUCAGGAUUUUAUUUUUCACCUCUGUGUGACUUGAUACUGCCAGCCUUUCGAGUGAGCAAUUAACAAGUGCUUUCUGAUCUGGUGAGUGUGUGGAAAGCAGUAGGCCUCUGCAGGCAGAAGAAGCAGUACAGUGUCAAGUUGUUAGUUUGGUUUUGGCUUAGCAUGUCGUGUGAAUUCAGAUCACUGGAAUAAGCAACCAGUCCUGGCUUAUUAUAUGUGAUCCACCAGCUUAUGAUAGAGGCUGUGAAUAGUUAUUAGCCAGCAUCUGUAAGGUGUAAACACAUGAAGGUAUCUUUUUAAUUAAGUUGCAGACGAAAGUGGCUAACGGAUUAUUUAGAAUUUCAAGCUUCCAGUGUUUUCUUAUUUAUGAUUUAUAAAUACAGUUGAUUGAUAUCUUCCUUCAUUUCUCUCCAGAGAUUUUGUCAACAAAGUAUGUAGCAAUGUCCAUCUCACAUCUUCCGCUCCAGGAAGUUGUCUGCUGUUCCACAAUGGAGGCAUCUUACUGAAAUUGAAAAGCUUUUUUAUUUGGCACUGUUUGCGGGAAAAGGCAUUUUCAAGGCUAUUAUUAGACCUGUGCUUAAAAGAUAAAUUUGGUUAUAGUAUUAGUGCUGAAUAAUAUGUGAAGGAGAAUCAGAGAAUUGCUAAAUUAGACCCAGAUAUGGAUUCUUUUUUUCUAAGAGCGUGAUCUUGUACAGUGUUCUGGAGGGCUCCAAUGUUCAACAAUCUUUGAAAAUGUAAAUUUCCGAUGAACUAACUUGAGCAUAUUUAAUGUAGUGAUUAAAAUGCAGGUAGUCCUUGAUUUACAGCAAUUCAUUUAGUGACCAAAGUUACAAUGGCACUGAAAAUAGUCACUAAUGACCGUUUUUCACAUCUAUGACCGUUGCACCAUCUCCAUGGUCAAGUGAUCAAAAUUCAAAUGCUUGGCAACCAAUUCAUAUUUAUGAUGGUUGCAGUGGCCUGGAGUCUUGUGAUUACCUUUUGCGACCUUCUGAAAGGUAAAGUCAAUGGGGAAGCCAGAUUCACUUAACAACCAUGUUAAUAACUUAAUUCACUUAACAACUGUGGCAAGAAAGGUCGCAAAAUGAGGUAAAACUCACUUAACAAAUGUUUCACUUAGCAACUGGAAUUUUGGGCUUAAUUGUGGUUGUAAGUCAAGGACCACUUGUACAUUUGACCUUUCCCAGGUACCUCAGACAGGAAAUAGAUCAGACAAGCUAAUUCUACUUUAUUGAACCCUAUUGUAAGCUAAUUCUAUUUUAUUGCUACAUGAACAGAGAAGAAAACUGCAGGGAGUAAUUUAGGCAAUCACCAGGAGUCAAGACUGACUUGGAAGACAUCCCAGGUCCAGCUCCCUCCCCUAUUUUUUUUACUUCUCAAACAGUGAGGUCUGAGGUCAGCUUCUCCCUACCACUGAUUUUGGAGGCUCUAGCAAUUGUAGCCUAUCCAUUUAGUCAGCAAAAUGAGCUGACUAAACAUUAUAAUAGGAAUAUUAUUAUUCUGACCGUUGAAGGCCAUAAAGAAUGAUGAUAAUAAUAAUAAUAAUCGUGGAAUUGCCAGAUUUGAACUUUUGGAUAGAGCUUUAGCAUGAAUAUUUUAGCACUUUUGCUGUUGAUGAAUUGGUUUAAAUUUUUAAAAAAUGCCAGUGUAAUUCCAGGUUACAUUGCCCAUUUUUGACAGUAUGAUCUUGGAGUGAAAAACGUGAGGGCUUACACAUGGAUUGUAGUUUGCUCACUCCUGCCAUAGAAGCUGCAUUUAGACUUGGAGAGGAAGAAACUCAUCUCUUAUCAUCUUUAUCUCAUUGUAAGUUUAAAUGCUUGGUCAAGAGUAAUUUCACAAGUUAAGAUAAUUGUUUGCUAGAAGUGGUUUUGUGAACUGUAACUUUUUACUUGUGUAGAAAAUUUUCUGGCUCAAAGCAGCAGCAGCAGUUUCCUUGACUUUUUGCUACUUUUUCACUAUCGUUGAUUAGAGAGUUCUUUCUCAGAGAGUUUCUAAAUUAAUGUGAUCACAACUUCUACAGAUUGCUCCUGGGGAUGUGCAAAACAUUUGAAAUUCAAAACACUCUGUUUUGAUUGUGAAUUGGCUGAUCUGAACACUUUGGAAGUGUCAUGAGCUCAAAAUUCUUCCAAAAUAUUUGGAACGCUCGAGUUCCACACCAAGAGAGCUUGGUAGAUGGUGUAUUCAAACAAGGUCAGUAGGAGAUUAUCCAGAUCCAGAUUUUUUUGCAGAUCCCUAAUUGUUACUACAGACUUUUAGAAUUACAGUGCUAUUGUGUAGUUCUAGCAUGUCUCCCAGCAAUAGGAAGAAUAGUGAAUAUUACAUACUUCCUUUGUUUUUGCUGCUCUUAUGGGGUAGUCUCAGAAAUCAGACCUGGUCAAGGGGCUGGAGUAUAUUAACAGUACAAAACUCUACAUUGUGGCCGGUAUGAUAAAUCCAAGGAUGUUUUCCCCACUUGGGUGCUAUUUACAACCUCCAACACUGAUAUUCUCAGCAACACGUAGCCUCCUAGUAUCUCUUUUCAGAACUGUCACUUGAGUAUAUUUAAAUCAUCAGCCAUUUAAUAUAAAAUCUACCUGAGCAUUUGCCCUAAACCUUUGCACUGGAACUGAUUUAGCUAAGUGAACAUAUUUCCUCCUGGCUUGGCAAUUUAUACCUACAAUAACUGCAAAAAGCAAAAUCCUCGGUGCCAAGGCAGAAAAAGGGCCUUCUUUAUCUUAAAAAAGAUUUACCAAAUGAAGCAACAUCUGACAGAGAUUCAGAGGUAGUCAUAAGCUUAAAUAGAAACACAGUUCUGCUUACUGAAGUUUCAGAAGGAAGUCUCAAACGCUGACAUAACAUUUAGAAAGUGGAGGCUACUUAGCAAUUAGUUUUCGCUACUGCUUGUUCCCCCCCCCCUUUUUUUUUUUUUAUUUGUUCUGAAAAUCUGUUCGUGCCUUAUAAGGGUGUGUGUGCACUUUUUAUCCUUUUUAAUGCUACUUUAAAAUGGAGAGGGGGGAAAAAAAGAUCUUAACACAAAUGGCUGGUAGUUUUAUAGACUUGCCUGUGUUCACCAAUAAUUAUGCUUUUUGAUAUUGGAGUGACAAAUGUAUGUUUUCAUUGAAUUUUUGCUGGCACUCUCUUUCCCCUUUGUAUAAAAAGCUUUUAAAAAAAAGUUUCCAGAUUUCUAGAAUUUCUUGAUAUAUCUGUAGUACAUGAUGUGAGCUGUAUUUCACAUUUUCGAAUAAGCCAGAUUAAUCUGUAAUAAACUUUAAAAGCCAAUUAAUUGGGGAGGGAAGUUUGCACUUCUCUGUAUGUUAAUAUUCUCUAGUAUUGUGAUCUGUAGUGCGCGUGUGUAUAUAUUUUUUAUUAUUUUGGUCUGUUUUACAUGAAUAUAAAAUUUUACCUGUUUAUGAAACAAGAUGUUGGCUUGUAUAUCUUCUCUACAGCUUUAGGUACCCAGUAAUAGGAGGAGGUUAGGAUGGCAGAAGUCCAGAGCUUAGAAGCAGCUAGAAAAGACACUGAAAGCUGCUUGGGCCCCAGGGAUUUGAUAUAGUCUUUAAAAGUAUCACUACUAUCAUUAUCAGUGGUGGCAAAAUGAACAGCAGAAUUGAGCAACAGGGGUGUUAAUGGAAAAAUUGUGAUCCCUCUUCAGUCAAGCUGUCUUUCCCUUCUUAAGUUUAUUUUGAGGCUCUUUGUGAUUGUGACUAGCAAGAGGAGGCUUAAGGAACACACAGUGACGCAGGACAUUUUUCCAGCUAUCGCAAUGAUUCCACGGCACCCAUUGUAUUUCCCAGACCUUGGCCAUACAGUUCAUAUGCCUUUACAUUUAGAAAAUGUAAACUCCCUUGUGAUAUCAGAGGCUCUUUGUCCUACAUGUCCAUCCAAAGUAUAAAAGCUUAGCAGUUUAGACAGUUUUUUUUUUUUAAACUGCACUGAUCUCUGCCUUGAAAGAAUUCUACAUACAACCUGCCACACUAGACCUGGAAAAGAGAGGUUUCUGCAAAUAAGGAUACUGUAAAACCAUUUCAUCUUAUUUUAUGCCAAGGGUUGUGAUAAAAUAUUCAGCAUCUUAUACCAGCAGAGAGAGCUGAAUGGUUAUUUUGCAUCUGAUCAUAGCUUUCAAGUGAACUGUGGUUGCAGCUGUCCUUUGUUGAGGAUUAAGAUGCUGUUAACACACACAGAAGCAGACACAUCUUUUCACAAUCUUGGGUCAAUAAAGGCAAUCUUUUUGAUUGGAAUAACAUACUGGAAUAUGAUAGGAGCAUGUAGGAGCUUCUACAGUUAACUGUCCUAACCUGUAUCCUCUUGAGGAACUGGGCAUACUCCCUGUUCCUUUUUUAUUUUUUAAAAACUAUUUGUGCUGAAUUUUUUUCCACUAUAUGCUCCAUAUAUAUUCAAAAUAUACCCGUUUUGAAAAAAAAAAUUCUGCAAUGAUGUUAUUUCAUUUUCAAAGUUCCACUGUUUUUGUUCAUUUAACUACAGGUAGUUCUUGAUUUAAUGACCGAAAGCAAGCCCAAAAUGGUCAUUUCUAAGCAAGACAGUUGUUAAGUGAAUUUUACCCCGUUUUACACCUUUUCGUGCCACAAUUGUUAAGUGAGUCGCUGCAGUUGUUAAGGUUAGUAACAUGGUUGUUAAGUGAAUCUGGUUUCCCCAUUGACAUUGCUUGUCCGAGGGUCACAAAAUGUGAUCACAUGACCCUUGGACUCUGCAACGGUCAUAAAUACAAGUUAGUUGCCAGGCGGCUGAAUUUUGAUCACAUGACCUGUAUGAUGUUGCAACAGUGGUAAAUGUGAAAAAUGGUCAUGUCACUUUCAGUGCUGUUGUAAGUUUGAGCAGACAACAAAUGGUUGUAAGUCAAGGACUACCUCUAUAACAAAGGAAAUGUGGCUGGUAAACAAAAAACUGUUUUCUUUGAGUGGCUUCUAUCACUCUAAGAAUAUGUGAAUAGAUGUCAAGUUCAGCUUAAUUUUGUAGGAGUUAUGAUCUUUUGCUUCUCUGUGUUUGCCUCCCAAGGUCCCAGAUUUCCUUUAAAAUUAUAUAGUUCCAUCUCUAUUUUACUAUAAGUAGCUUGACAGCUGGUAACAGAGCCAGUUUGAUCUAGUGGUUAAGGCUCCAGGCUACAAACAGGAAGACAGUGAGUUUGAGUCCCACCUUCAGGAUGAAAGCCGAUUGGAUGACUAGUCACUCACUCUCAGCGCACAAUGUCAGACUUGAGCAAUAAGCUGGUUGGUCAGUGCCUUUCCCUACUAAUGGAUUAGCGCUCAGUUCAUUAGAAAAAAAAACGGACUUAAAAAAUGCUAGGAAGAAGCAACUUAAAAGCUAUUUUGGGUUUUUUGUUGACAGUGUUGUGUAACCUCCCUGAGACUUCCUCCUUAUUAUGGGCAGUAUAGACAAUUCCCAAGGUCUUUUACUGAACUGGUAUUUGUUUCAGUACCAGGCAGAGUCUCUUGGGUCUGCAUCUUUCCUUCUCAAACGAUCAGAGCCAUCUACUGCAAUUUUUGAAGGCACAAUACUCUGAACAAUAUCGUUGGGACUAAGCUACUACAAAACAAAAUAAAUUACAUGCCCCGGCAUCAUGUUUCAUUUUUGCUUGGUUACGGCAUAGAAGGAUACUCGCAGCCCAAAAAUAGGAACUGGAACCUGACACUCAGGCUUUUAACAAAUAUAAAGAGAUGGAAGCAACAGAAAUGCAACUAGCAUAGUUUCACCUGUUAAAAUGAAAGCUGUGUUUAUUACCCAGCAUCCAUAAGUAUUAAGCACCCUUUACCAAUGUCAUGCUACUAAUGCCAAUUCAUCUACUUUUAGAAAGAGCUAAAAAAAACUUUGAAAAAUCAGUCUGGGGAAUACCUGCUUCAGCUAAAAGUCUGUAGAGAUUCUCAGUCAUCCAGGUCAUGGUUGUCCCAAAGGUGCUUUUUGCUUGCUUUGAUUUUCUUUUGAAAAUGUUUCGCUUUUCAUCCAAGAAGCUUCUUCCCCACUAUCCUGUCUGAACUGAAAAAGGUUCUUGGAUGAGAAGCAAAAGAUCUGAACGUCCAAAAGGUACUUCUGGAAA